CAUUAACAUUCAGUGGGAAUGCAGGGAGAAUCAGAUCCAAACUCUGGCAAUGCUGGGACUUGAGGUUGAUUUUUCCCUUUCACUUUGCUAAAGUUUCUGAUGGGUGGAGCAUCUAGUACUCCCUUUAAUUCCUGAGCUGUGUUUCAAUUUCCUUUUGAGCAAGUGCUUUCCUGCAUUAACCACAAUUUUUAGAGGAAGAGAACUUGACAUAGUGUGAGCGCAGUCAGCUAUUAAAUGUACUCCUAAAAGAUCCUCAAAAUGAGAUUUCCAGGGGAGAUCGUUUGGCUUAUAUUGUGGACUGUUUGUAUGGCUGAAGAAAAGCCCUGUGAUUUUCCAGAAAUAAAACAUGGAAGUUUAUACAAUGAAAAGAGCUAUGGAUCAUACUUUCCAGUAGCUACAGGACAAAAGUUUUACUAUUCCUGUGAUUCCAAUUUUGUGACUCCUUCACAAAAGCAGUGGGAAUACAUUACUUGCACACACAAAGGAUGGGAACCAGCAAUACCAUGCCGCAGACGAUGUAUUUUCAAUUAUUUGAAAAAUGGAGAUUAUCCAAGGUAUGAACGAACAUUUCUCCAAGAUGAAACUGUGAGAGUUAAAUGCAAUUCUGGUUACAGUCUUCAAAAUGGGCAGACUAUAAUGACAUGUACAGAGAAUGGCUGGUUCCCUCCUCCAGAAUGCAUUCCUCUCGAAAGAUGUUUAAAAUCAGAUAUAACAAUUGAAAAUGGAUUUUUUUCUGAAUAUGAAUUUGCAUAUCCCUUGAAUAAAGAAACACAAUAUCAGUGUAAAUCAGGAUAUGUAACACCAGAUGGUAAAACUUCAGGAUCAAUUACAUGUCUGCAUAGUGGAUGGUCACCUCAACCCACAUGUAUUAAAUCUUGUGACAUGCCAGUAUUGGAGAAUGCCAGAAUCAAAAGCAAUGGCACAUGGUUUAAACUCAAUGACAAGUUGGACUAUGAAUGCCAUGACGGAUUUGAAAGCAGAGAUGGGCGCACAGGUUCCAUAGUGUGUGAUAACGAUGGUUGGUCUCAUAAACCAGCAUGUUAUGAAAUAGAAUGCAAGGUUCCAGAAGUAGGAGAAUACUUAGUUCCUGAACCCAGAAAACACAAAUAUAGAGUUGGAGACCUGUUGAAAUUCUCCUGCAGACAAAGACUUAAAAGAGUUGGACCAGAUUCAGUUCAGUGUUAUCACUUUGGAUGGUCCCCUAAUCUUCCAACAUGUAAAGAGCAAACAAAACAGUGUCCACCACCUCCUCAACUCCUCAAUGGGGAAGUUAAAGAAACAGACAAAGAAAUCUAUGAACACAAUGAUUUGGUGGAAUACAUUUGCAAUACUAGAUUUCUGAUGAAGGGUUUUAAUAAAAUUCAGUGUGUUGAUGGACAAUGGACAGACUUGCCUAUGUGUAUUGAGGUGGAGAGUACAUGUGGAGAUAUACCUGAACUUCAUUAUGGCUCUGUUGCUGAGUCUUCUUCCCCUCCCUAUCGCCAUGGAGAUUCAGUAGAGUUCAAUUGCAGAGAAGAUUUUACAAUGAUUGGACACAAGUCAAUUACAUGUAUUAGUGGAAUGUGGACCCCACUUCCUCAGUGCAUUGAUGAUCUCCCUUAUUUCACAUGGGAGGAAAAACCCAAAGUUGUAACAGAAAAUGAUAAACUGGAGAAGUGUAAAUACAGCUUGACUAGACAAAAAGCAAAUCCAUUAAUUAAGAAUGUAUUUGAUCAUAAUGAGAAAAUAAGUUAUAAAUGCAGAACAGGAAAGCAGAAACAUUCAACAUGCAUAAAUGGACGAUGGGAUCCUGAACUAAACUGCACAGAAGUUAGAACGCAGUCAUGCCCUCCUCCACCUCAGAUUCCCAAAGCUCAAAAUAUGGCAACGACGGUGAAUUAUCAGGAUGGAGAAAAAGUAUCUGUUGUCUGUCAAGACAAUUAUAUGCUUCAGGAUGCAGAAGAAAUUGUGUGCAAAGAUGGAAGAUGGCAGUCAAUACCACGCUGUGUUGAAAAACUUGCAUGUCCUCAACCACCUCAUAUAGAACAUGGAACCAUUAAAUCAUCUGAAUUUUCAGAAGAAAGAGAAGAAUCAUUGAAACCUAAGAUUUACCCACAUGGCAGCAAGUUAAAUUACACGUGUGAGGAUGGUUUCAGGAUAUCGGAAAAAGAUGAGAUAAUAUGCCAGAUGGGAAAAUGGAGUUCUCUACCCCGGUGUGUAGGGCUUCCUUGUGCGCCACCAGAAUAUGUGGUGGAAUAUAGUAUUCCACUUCGCAAAUCAGACACUUACCAGUAUGGAGAAGAAAUAGUGUACGAAUGUGUCGAAGGUUUUGGGACGAAUGGAUCUGCAUCUAUAAAAUGUUUAGGAGGAAAAUGGUCCCAUCCUCCAAAAUGCAUAAGAACAGACUGUUUUGGCUUACCCGACUUUGGUAAUGCCAUACCCAUAGGCCUAAUGAAGGAAUCAUAUAGGUCAGAAGAAAAAGUGACUUAUCGAUGUCCAAAAUAUUACCAGUUGGAUGGACCCAAUUUUGUACAGUGUAUUAAGAGCCAAUGGAUAGGAAAGCCAACAUGCAAAGAUACUUCCUGUGAGACUCCACCCGAAGUGAAAAAUGCUAUUAUACUAAAUAAGAAGUCUAGUUAUCUACCUGGUCAGAGUGCCCGUUAUGAAUGCGUCAAACCUUUUGAUCUGUUUGGGGAAGUAGAAGUGAUAUGUUUAAAUGGGACCUGGACACAACCCCCUCAGUGUGCAGAUUCUAAAGGAAAAUGUGGGCCUCCUCCACCUAUUGAAAAUGGAGACAUUACCUCAUUCCCAUCAUCAACAUAUGCUCCAGGAUCAACAGUAGAGUACAAAUGCCAGUCCUUCUAUGUACUUCAGGGACAGAGGACCAUAAGAUGUAGAAAUGGACUGUGGUCAUCACCACCAAAAUGCUUAGAGGCCUGUACAGUAUCAGAAGACAUCAUGAGAACACAUAAUAUACAAUUACGAUGGUCUUCUGAGAAAAAAAUUUAUUUUAAAACAAGGGAUGUUAUUGAAUUUGAAUGUAUCUCUGGAUAUCAUCAAAAGAGCCCGCCGCAUACAUUCCGAGCCACCUGUUGGGAAGGGAAACUGACGUAUCCUGAAUGUUCGGAAAAAUGGUGGUGAAGAUGCAGUCCUAACAUAAAAAUAUGUACAUUUACUCAGAAUUUUUCAUUAUCAAUCCAAUUCUCAGUUUAUUUUGUCAAGUAUUGUGUAACUCAUUUACAUUCAUAAAUCAGAAGUUGUAUUAAAUAUUUUGUGGAUGAUGUAAUUAUAAUCAGAGAGAGGGAUAAAUCACUUCUUAAAAGCGCCUCAUUAAAACUUGGCAAACCAAAA
This is a messenger RNA of Zalophus californianus (California sea lion), 3330 nucleotides long. It is a transcript of the gene CFH, whose product is annotated as complement factor H. The record is from RefSeq and is a predicted model, not a curated record. The coding region runs from base 259 to 3120 and encodes 953 amino acids. The transcript has 17 exons. Lineage: Eukaryota; Metazoa; Chordata; Mammalia; Carnivora; Otariidae.